CUUGACUGUCCAUAUCUCAUCCAUUUAUCAUGUGGCAGAGGUCACAGAAUGAUGGCACAGCUGGCAACUUAAUUAACUUCAGUCAAAUCACAUACAGUGCUCUUGAAUGGAGGUGAAGCUGCCUUCUGAAUAAUUUUUCAGAUUCAGAAAUUACGCAAGACUAUCCUUAAGAUGUUUCUUCGUGCAUCUAAGAAGGCAUUCUUCAUUCCACAGGGAAGCAAUGACUUCAGUAAGCUGGUGAGAUGCAUGCAAAAUGGUCCACCAAAGCAAAAGGAAAACCAGAAACCAGAAGAACCAAAUGUUCCCUCAGCUGCUGAUGUCGUCAUAAUAGGUGGAGGCUCUGCUGGAUGCAACCUACUUUAUCAGCUAGCAAAACGGGGAGUUGACACAGUGCUACUAGAACGCUCCAAAGUCACCUCUGGAACAACAUGGCAUUCAGCUGGUCUUGUUUGGAGCUUGCGUCCAAAUGAUGUUGAAAUUCAACUCUUGGCAGCAACUCGAAAUUUACUUGCAAAACUGGAAAUAGAGACUGGAUUUAAUCCUGGCUGGAUAAAUAAUGGUGGACUUUACAUAGCUCACAACAAGGAAAGACUGGAGGAAUAUAGACGUUUAGCUACAGUAGGCCACAGCUUUGGCAUUGAGUCCAGUAUACUGUCUGCAGAAGAAACAAAAAAGAUUUUUCCUCUGAUAAAUGAGAAAGUAGUACAUGGAAGUCUAUACUCUCCUGGUGAUGGGACUGUUGACCCGUCUAUGCUUUGUACAGCCCUUACACGAACUGCUGUACAAGCAGGUGCUAAGCUUAUAGAAAAUUGUCCUGUAACUAAGAUAUUGCGAGGGAAAAAUAACUUUGGAUCUAAAAAAGUUUCUGGAGUCAUCACACCAUAUGGGACAAUCAGAACUGACUGUGUGGUGAAUUGCAGUGGUGUUUGGUCACGAGAAAUUUCAUCUCUUGUUAAUCUACCAAUUCCACUGCUGCCAAUGAAACAUGCUUAUGUAGUAUCAGAGGGAAUAGAUGGUGUGAAGGGGCUACCAAAUGUUCGAGAUCAUGAUGGUUCUAUAUACUUUCGCAUACAAGGAAGUUCUCUCUGUAUGGGUGGUUAUGAAUCAAAUCCUGUCAUGUUGGACAAGGUAAAAGAAGAUUUUGAAUUUUCUUUAUAUGAGUUGGACUGGACAGUAUUCAGCUCUCAUGUAAGGGAAGCUGUUAACCUUGUACCUGUGUUUGAAACUGCUGGUAUUAAGAGUACAGUAUGUGGCCCAGAAAGCUUUACUCCUGAUCAUAAGCCAUUACUAGGUGAGGAUCCAAGGUUGCUGGGAUUUUACCAUAACUGUGGCUACAACUCAGCCGGAAUGAUGUUUGGAGGUGGUUGUGGAGAACAAAUGGCUCAGUGGAUUAUUAAUGGACGACCAGAGCUGCAUAUGUUCAGCUAUGACAUAAGACGCUUUCGAUCUGACCAGACUAAAGAUCAAGAAUGGAUAAGGGAAAGAAGUCAUGAGAGCUAUGUAAUGAAUUACAGUAUUGUAUUUCCAAAUGAUCAGCCUCUAGGUGGUAGGAACUUUCGAAAAGGCCCAUUGCAUGACGAGCUGCUUAAUGCAGGUGUUGUUUAUGAGGAGAAACAAGGAUGGGAGAGACCAGGGUACUUUUUGCAGAGUGGUAUAGCUCCCGUUCAGAAGUAUGAUUGGUUUGGCUCCUAUGGAUCAUCUAGAAAUCCAGAGACUCCUUAUGAAAGUCUGUUGCAAGGGGAUAGAACAUUUGGAUUCUCAAAGCACCAUCAUGCAAUUGGAGAGGAGUGCCUUGCCUGUAGGGAAGAUGUAGCUCUAUUUGACAUGUCAUACCUGGGUAAGCUUUAUCUGAGUGGUCCUGAUGCCCAGCUGGCUGCUGAUUGGUUAUUUUCUGCUGAUACCAGAAAGGAAGUAGGCCAGUCAGUGUUCACCUGUCUCCUUAAUCCUCAUGGUGGCGUGGAAGCUGAUGUCACUGUUAGUGCCAUUGAAACAGGAACUGGAGGUCAAGCAGACCCUAUUUUGAAGGGUAGAGGGUUCUACAUUAUUAGUGGAGGAGUCUCAGCAUAUCAUACAUGGGCUCACAUGAAUUCAAUUAUCAGCCUGAAGAAUUUCAAGGUAGCUCUCACUGAUCAUACAGACAAAAUGGGAGUACUUUCUGUACAAGGACCAAACAGUCGAGAACUGUUGCAGUGUAUUACCAACACUGACCUAUCAGACUCUGCAUUUCCUUACUCAACAACACAGCUGAUUCGGCUGGCAGGACAUCUUUGUCGAGCAUUCAGGAUUAGCUAUGUAGGUGAACUAGGCUGGGAAAUUCACAUACCAUGGGAAUCUUGUUUACCAAUUUAUAAAGCUAUUACAGAACAAGGAAAGAAGUAUGGUCUGCGACUGGCUGGAUUUAGAGCACUCAACUCCCUUGGCUGUGAAACUGGUUACCAUUUAUGGAAUUAUGACUUAAGGUCUGAUGACCUGCCUAUUGAAUGUGGCUUGGAUGAGACAUGCAGAGAUGAAGGAGAAUAUGUUGGUAAGGCUGCCCUUGAAGUGGAGAAGCGAAAAGGUUUAAGAAGACGAUUAACAUUUUUUCAACUGCAAGAGCAAAUUCCUGUGUGGGGACUUGAAACAGUAUGGAGAGACGGCCAAGUAGUGGGUUACCUUAGGAGAGGAGACUAUGGAUACGCACUAGGAGCAAGUAUUGGACAAGGCUAUGUGAGGCAUCCAGAUGGUCGCAAAAUUACUACAGAUUUUCUUCUAAAUGGUUUAUAUCAGAUUGAAAUAAUGGGGAAUCGAUAUGAUGCUGUUCCAUACAUAAAAAGCCCAUUUGACCCAGAAGGGAAAAGACUUCAAGGAAUUUAUGAUGAGCCAUUACCAAUAAGGCAAUAGCAUUAAGAAUAUUUAUGUAUAAAUAAACUGAGAGGAAGGAAAAUCACAGUCUCAAAAUGCAUUAUGUAAAGUAAAAUAUAUGGUUGCCUUGGUUGGUUAAAAUUAGAAGCACUUUGUGGCAAAAUGGACUGUACAGUACAAUUAUAUGUUUUUGGAACUUUCCAGUUGUCAACAUAGUAUGUGAAGUAAAAGAAAAAGAAUGUUCUUGGUGCCAGAACAGGAACUGACAUAUUUUUCACCAAGUUUUUGGUAACUGUACAGGAAAAGUUCAGUGUCUGCCAAUGGUUUAUUGUACAUUUCCCUUUACCAUUCUUUCAGUUAAUAGCAAUAUCAGGCUUCAUGCCAUUUUAUGUUUGUAACAAAGUGGAUAUAAAUGUCAACAAUAUAGUUCAAAUCCACAUAAAUUAAAAUGAAAUGGACUACAGAUAAUAUUUAUGUAAAUACAGUACCAAAAAUAUUAUAACCAAUUAUAAUUAGCAAUUAGUGAAACUUAUGAAGUCUGUGGAAAUAAUGACUCAGGAGACUGCUUUAUGGAUGGUAUUGGCAAAUGAAAAUGAGGGUGAUUAAAAGCAUUUCACUACUCAGAUACUAUAUUGCCAGAGAAGAAAAUCAAAACAGAUAGUCAAUGGGGCAUCUUGAUAAAUAAAUGUAAGUCAAACAAUAAAAGAUAUAAAGAAAAAAACAAGCAAUGAUCAAUUAAACAGUGGACCAGCAUUUAAGCU
Molecule: messenger RNA, 3602 nt
Organism: Schistocerca cancellata (South American locust)
Lineage: Eukaryota; Metazoa; Arthropoda; Insecta; Orthoptera; Acrididae
Gene: Sardh
Product: sarcosine dehydrogenase, mitochondrial
Exons: 17
Coding region: 172-2880 (902 amino acids)
Cellular component (GO): mitochondrial matrix; mitochondrion; cytoplasm
Molecular function (GO): protein binding; sarcosine dehydrogenase activity
Source: RefSeq, a predicted model, not a curated record